UUUUGGUACCGAAUCGAUUUGAAACGUAAUAUGAAUGGGAUUAUUCGCUGUAUUUUGUAAAAAAUUUUGUGAUUCUUUUACCGAACCGUGCUUUAUCGAAUCGCGAAAUUCUUAAAUCAAGCCUUUAAAUGCAACGAAUAGAACCAUUUUUCUCUACAAUAAAUUGAACAAAAAUAGAGUUGAAUAAGGCAAACUUGCACUUGAAAUUGAUGAAUAGACUUAAGCUUUUUCUGCCGCAUGCUAAUUUCAAGGCCUGAUCAGUGUUUACACAGUUUCAGCAGGUACAGCCCUGGGGCUCCGCCAAAAAUAGCAGAUGACAGUGUGCUCCUCGGUUGUGCUUGACCCGGUGUUGUCUGCCAGAGCUUGGCGUUUGGGACUUGCUGCGUUUUUUCGACGAAUGUGUGCCACACAUAGACAGAAUAGCCGUAACUAGUUGAAACGAAAAUUGAAAAAAAGAAAUUUGAACCUACUGCGAACGAAUAAUUGAAGAUAAAAAAUACGACAAUUUCGGUAAUUAAGAUUAAGGAAGAUAAAAAAACGAAAAAAAAAAGAAAUGGCAGAAACCUCGGAAUUCGGGCCGAGAAGGACGAUUUUCAUUCUCGCAAUCGUUGCUGGAUGUUUUGCAGUUCUUUGGCCAAGGAUUUUUUAUCCUAUGAUCACUUCUUCUGUCAUCUCACAUCCAGCACCUUCUGACGGAUCUGCUUGCUGUGAUGUAAUUUUUGAGAGCGAUGUUAACGUGGUGGACAUCAUGCAAGAAAUGUGCCAAAACAUCGUUACACAUCAUCAGGUCGACCCCCGGGUCCGAGAUGCCUUGAGGACAACCAAACUAACGCCUCAGAGCAUCAGUUUAUGCCACGAAGAGGUGCUUGCAAGAUGUGGUAUAGACUUGUCUUCUUUCUUAGCAGAAAAAGAAAGGCUGGGCAAAUCUUAUAAGCAAGUAUUGGAAGAGAUUAGGUCUUUCAACAGUUCUGUCUGCUUGAAACUGAAUUUCGGAGUACCUUUAUCGCAGCUGGGAACGCCGCAUCUCAUAAGAUAUCACAUACUGAUGCCCCAUAGCAUUAUAAAACAAGAACGGCGAACACCCCCGCAUGCCGGUGGGCUUCACCCGGCAAUGCGAGAACGUGGAAGAGCUAUUCCUUCUUCACAUAUUGUUCCGAAGAUAACUGAUAGACCUGAUCACGUUGCUGUGCCAAAAAUGAGACCACCAAUGGGUGGUGCUGGACACGUUGUACCACCACCAAAAGGAAAUGGCACGAUGGGAAUUAUUAUGCCACUUUACACUCUUGGCAUCGUUUUGUUCUUUCUCUACACAAUCGUCAAGGUGCUACGAAAAAACACUGACAGCGACGUACCGAACGAUUACCCGGUGGCUGCAGCUGAAACCGAAUUCAGAAAAAUGGUAUUUAGUCCAGAAACUUUAACAAGUGCUGUCACAGGAACCCUGUAUAGACAAAAAAAAGAGAGAUCUCCUUCAGUGCCUAGACCCGCACCAACUUUAGAAGAAUUGAAGGCUCAAGCAGCAGGAGACAUAGAGAUAGAUCAGCUCAGGCAACGGCUGGUCGAAACAGAGGCAGCGAUGGAACGAAUUGUCGCUCAGAUGGGCAAUUUAUCACGUUCUGUAACGCAUAGUCCGAGCCCACAGCCCGAGGCAAAGGAAACUAUAGCAUACACCCAAGUUGAAGUAAAUGGCGAUAAGGAAAUGGAAAAUAUCGAUGAAUCCUCACCGACAGUCAAAGUUGUGGGAAUGGAAAUGACUGCUAGUUGCAAAGAUGGGCAGAAGUGGAGUCGACCUAGUACUCCGGUGGUACCAGCAGUUCAGAGCCACUCGGAACAGGACAAGAUACCCCCGAAGCCGAUCUAUCUUGAAGGAGCAUUACCAUCACAGUGCGAGCUUCUAGUGACGGAUUCUGAGACGCAAGCUGAGGAAUCCAACGUGGACGUACAAGCGCCGAUAGUUCUUUCCGGCAAAAUGACUCUUUCUCUCAUCAGUCUCGAUCAGAUAUCAUCUAAUCCUGGGAGUGAUGAUGAAGUCAAAGUGAAUGGGGUCGAUGCCACAACCUGUUUGAACGACAAACAAAAUGGAAAAGGAGGAGGAAUUCAUGAUGCUGAAGUCGCGGUUAAUAAUGUACAAAUAAAUGACAUUGAAGGAGCUAGGGGUAAGGCAAUACCAAAGGAAGAAAUUGAAGAAGCGGGGGAAGUGGAUGAAUAUGAAGAGUACAGAGCAGAAGAAGAGAAUAGUGAGGGAGAAGAAGAGGUGGUGGAGGAAGAUGAGGAAGAGGAAGAAGAGGUGGAGGAAGAAGAGGUGGAAGAAGAGGAGGAGGAGGUAGAUGAGGAUGAGGAAGAGGAAGAGGGUGGGGUGGAGAAAAACGAAAAAAUAAUAAAAUGAUGAGGAACAUAAAAUAUUACUCAAAUAAGUGAAACGUUUAGUAAUUCCGAGAAAGUUAACUUACCAAGUCAAUACGUUUAACCCGUAAAUGGUCGUGGAGAUGAAUAAAAUUUUUUUAUAAGAUAUGGUAGGUGGUUAGAGACAUGAAGUUUGAAACAUAUGCGUCUGAAAUUGUAUCUUCAAACUUGGUAUGUAUUAACUGGUAAUAAUUAGACCAAUAUGACCUGUUGGAAAAAACGCUAAAUUUGAUGUUUUAUUGAUGAAGUGGUAGCCAUAAUAAAUUUCCAACAUCU
This is a messenger RNA of Diprion similis, 2679 nucleotides long. It is a transcript of the gene RIC-3, whose product is annotated as sodium/potassium/calcium exchanger 1. The transcript is spliced from 8 exons. Gene Ontology annotation, cellular component: intracellular membrane-bounded organelle; neuron projection; neuronal cell body. The coding region runs from base 554 to 2386 and encodes 610 amino acids. The record is from RefSeq and is a predicted model, not a curated record. Lineage: Eukaryota; Metazoa; Arthropoda; Insecta; Hymenoptera; Diprionidae. Gene Ontology annotation, biological process: protein localization to cell surface; synaptic transmission, cholinergic.